Molecule: messenger RNA, 591 nt
Organism: Dothidotthia symphoricarpi CBS 119687
Lineage: Eukaryota; Fungi; Ascomycota; Dothideomycetes; Pleosporales; Dothidotthiaceae
Exons: 3
Coding region: 1-591 (196 amino acids)
Source: RefSeq, a predicted model, not a curated record
AUGGCGUCUCUUCUCAAUCAGCAGAUCCCAACUGGGCUGUGGAUUGCGCAGACUGUCGGUAUCACCGCAAGCACAUACCUUCUAGGUGCAACCGCCACACUAUCCUUCAUCGCCAUCCCCACAGUGAUGCUAGCCCCCGCGCCCCUCGCCGCAAAGCAAUGGCGCAGCGUCUACGACAGAGGCAUACUCGUCGGCCCACCCCUCUCAAUCCUCAGCACCCUAGCGAUCGGAUACCUAGCCUACAACCGUGACAGAUCUUCCACGCCCUUCAAGCUCAACGUCACCGCCGCCGCCUUCCUCGCCAGCUUCGUCCCCUUCACCUUUUUCUUCAUUGUGCCGACCAACGAAGCCCUCUUCGCCAAAGAAGAACAACUCGCUUCUGCGUCCCUGACGGAUAAGAAUGUGGAAGAGGGGGUUGCGGAGGCGGAGACCACGCAUGCUCUGAUUGAUAAGUGGGGUGUGGUGAACCUUGGGCGCGCGGCGCUCGUUGCGGUCGCGAGUGUUUGCACUGUGCUUGCUGCGCUCGACAAGCGCGAGGUGUUCAAGUUUGGGAGCGUUGGGUUGAAGAGCGGGGCGAAUAGACUUGGAUAG